AUGUCAUCUUCGUUUUCCUCCGGUGUUGACUCGGACGCCUCAGGCCCAGCUGGAGGAACACAUUCUAUUAUCUAUAAAAAUAAGCCAAAACACGGUUAUCUAGACAACCCCGCACUUACAGAAUUAGAUUUUUCCGAAGGGAACGAAGAAGGAAAGCUCUCGCGGAGACCUAACGGAGCCCCAGCCUCCGCGAGCCCGAGCUCGCGUCCGUGGACCGCAGGGGCCCCUCCGCAUCCCUUCUCCCAGAGGAGCAGGGAGCACGCUCCCCCAAGAGGCAGUCGGCCUCGGAACCCACGCCGCGCCCGCGCCAAACAGCGGUCUCCGAGCCGGGCGGCCACUGUUGCUGCGUGGCCCUCUCCCCCAGGCCCACUAGGUUCCCAGGCCCGAGACUCUAGGCCCCAAACGCUAAGCCCCCAGACCCCCAGGCCCCUAGUCCGCCAGGUCCCAGACUCUAAGCCCCCCAGCCCAGGCCCCCCGAGGCCCCCAGGCCUCCUAGACCCCAGACCCCCUAAGCCCCCCAGACCCCAGGUCCGGCCCAGCAGCCCCCGGACUCUGCACAAGGCCGGGCCCAGCCCGCUACUCACCUCCGACGCUGGGUCUCCCAUCUCCCCGCUGCCGCCGUCGCCGCCACCGGCGGCAGUAAGGGCUGCAAACCGCUUCCCGUGA
This is a messenger RNA of Kogia breviceps (pygmy sperm whale), 666 nucleotides long. The record is from RefSeq and is a predicted model, not a curated record. NCBI's taxonomy places the organism in Eukaryota, Metazoa, Chordata, Mammalia, Artiodactyla, Physeteridae.